This is a messenger RNA of Gongylonema pulchrum, 318 nucleotides long. NCBI's taxonomy places the organism in Eukaryota, Metazoa, Nematoda, Chromadorea, Rhabditida, Gongylonematidae. The record is from the annotation of a GenBank genome assembly.
AUGCUUAUCAUAAGUGUUCUUGUUUUUAAGGAAAUGGUCAUAAGUGAGUUGGCAAAAUUGGAGGAGACACUUCUAGAAAAAAUUCGCAACGUUGUUUGUCAUCCGCCGGCUUUAUUCAAAAAGCGAGCACCAAAAUUCGAUUCACUUCUUGCGGCUGGUGUUUCACGGGAAUUAAUGAGCGUCAUCAAAGAAUUCGAUGAUGGUUUACGCUCGCUAUUAGAUUGUAUAAAGGAAUAUGAAUCAAUUGGCAAAGAGGAAAGUAUCACACAACUACGAGAGCAGUUUUCAGUAGCAGUUCUUGAAAUGUUAAAACGGUGA